This is a messenger RNA of Metarhizium acridum CQMa 102, 1476 nucleotides long. RefSeq lists its product as uncharacterized. Gene Ontology annotation, molecular function: iron ion binding; oxidoreductase activity, acting on paired donors, with incorporation or reduction of molecular oxygen; heme binding. The record is from RefSeq and is a predicted model, not a curated record. Lineage: Eukaryota; Fungi; Ascomycota; Sordariomycetes; Hypocreales; Clavicipitaceae.
AUGCCCGCCACCAUUGUCCUUGUUCUAAGUGUAGGCAGUUGUCUCUUGGUGGCGCACCUCUUCACCACCUAUUUCCGACUAUCAAACAUCCCAGGUCCCUUGGCCGCCAAGUUUACAGACUUUUGGAGAUAUCGUUCUCAAAACUCCAAAGGCCAUGCCAAGAGGCUAGUUGCCUUGCACAAAAAGUUUGGCAAACUCGUGCGCAUAGGACCCAAUCAUGUCAGCAUCAGCGAUCCAGCCGCCGUUUCCAUCGUCUAUAGCACAAGUCCAACAUGGCCCAAGGGUCCAUCUUACUACGGCGCCAUCCCCGUGAGCAAGAACCGAGCUUUGCCUACCAUCAUUGGCAUGGACGAGACCCAGCACACGGCAGUCCGAAAGUCGGUCGGCCGGGCAUUCAUCACAAAUUCUCUCCUCGACUAUGAAGACUCGAUAGAAGCCACUGCACAAGACUUGAUCAAGGCUCUCUCGCAGCAAACGGAAACCGACAUUGGCGAAUGGUUACAAUUCUUUGCCAUGGACAUGUUGAUCCGCAUUGCUUUUAGUGAAUCCCUCGGAUUGCUGGCCAGCGGUCAAGAUGUUGACGGGACGCUUGCCGCCGUCAUGGCCCGGUUUGACCACUGGGGUCACUGGGGCGCUGUUCCAACAGCCGAUUACCUUUUUAACAAGAGUCGGCUUGCUACAAAGCUGAAGGGUGUGGCAGACAGUCCCCUUGCCAGAGUCGCCAGCGCCAAGUUGGAGGCCAGGAGAAAGGACGCGGAGAACCUGUCAUACAAAGAUCUCUGUGCCAAGUUCCUUGAGGGUCAGGCCAAAUACCCGCAGCUUGUCGGGCAGGAUGAGAUUUUGGGCAUCGUCAUGUCCACCAUUGGCGCUGGUGCCGAUACUACUGCCGGCACCCUGACGUAUACCCUGUACUUUCUCUCCAAGCAUCCUGAGGUGAGGGACAAGUUGUUGCAAGAAUUUGAUCAAAACCUUGAAGCUGGCACCCUCUCCCCCAUUCCCAAAUGGCUCGAGGUCAACAAGAUGCCAUAUCUUGAUGCAGUGCUCAAGGAGUCUAUGAGGCUUCUUCCUAUUGCAUCUUGGGGUCUUGAUCGCGUGGUUCCAUCCGGCGGUGCCAUCAUUGCAGGCACAUUUAUCCCCGGAGGAACCAUUGUUGGUUGUCAGAUAGAUGCUAUCCACCAAGACAAGCAUGUAUACGGCACAGAUUCUGAUCAAUUCAGACCAGAACGGUGGCUAGAAGCGGAUGAGGAUCGGCGCCGACAGAUGAAUCGGGCCUUUCUCGCAUUCAGUGCUGGAAAGAGGACGUGUACCGGUGUCCACAUUGCAUGGCUGGAGAUGAAGAAGACGUUGCCAUUGUUGUUGAUGAACUUUGAUAUGGAUCUAGUCGAUCCCUCCCAAGAUGUUCUUGAUGGCAUCAGAAUCAGUGCCGUCAAGUAUCCACCUCCAGUGAGAAUGAGGAUUACGCCUAGGGUCAGGUGA